GACUGGGGGACGGGAUAGCGGGCGGACCGAGUUCCGGUGCGGGAGACAAUGGCGGCGGCGCUGCGGACCGUCCGCCGUCACUGGAAGAAAUCGGCGUUGGCGGCGUGUGGGCUGUGUGGGGCCGGGAGCUGGGGACACGGGCGGUACCGGGACAAUCUCUUACGCAGGGCGGCAUGUCAAGAAGCACAGGAGUUUGGAAACCAGACCUUGCCCAUCACUGCAAAGGUGAAGAAAGCCACCGUCUUUCUCAAUCCUGCUGCUUGCAAAGGAAAAGCACGAAAUCUCUUUGAAAAGAAUGCAGCGCCUAUUUUACACCUUGCUGGAAUUGAUGUCACCGUGGUUAAGACUGAAUUUGAGGGCCAAGCGAAAAAGUUGCUGGAGUUGAUGGAGGAGACGGACAUGAUCAUUGUUGCUGGAGGUGACGGCACCUUGCAGGAGGUAAUAACUGGGCUUCUCCGCAGAGAGGAUGAGGCGACCUUUAGUAAGAUCCCCAUAGGAUUUAUUCCUUUGGGAAAGAUGAAUUCCUUGAGCCCGGCACUGUACCCGACCAACAAAGAACAGGCCAGGCACAUUUUAAACGCCACGCUUGCAAUCGUGAAAGGCGAGACUGUGUCGCUGGACGUAUUGGAAAUACAGGGUGAUAAAGAUCGUCCGGUGUUUGCAGUGACUGGGUUGCGGUGGGGAGCGUACAGGGAUGCUGCUGCCAAACUCCCCAAAUAUUGGUAUCUUGGGCCCCUCAAGGACAAGGCUUGUCAUCUGAUUAGUAUAAUUCAAACUUGGCCACCCACUCGACAGGCCUCCAUCGAAUACCUGGGCCCCACUGAGAUACCACCGACACCACCCCUCGAGAAUCUGUCACGGCCCAGCCUGUGGCGACGGAUACUCAGGCGGCUGGAGCUGUACUGGGCAACUCCCAAAGAGGUGAGUGUGGAGCCGGUGGAGCCGUUGGUGUGGGAGGAGGUGGAGAAGCCCACCGCGGAGGUGACCAUCAGCACCCUCAACAAACAUGUCCAUCUCAAGCGCUCUGAAGAUGCCAUGAACAUCUGUAUUGACCCAGACACUGUCAGCAAGAUGCAGUUUGUCACCAUGGGGAGCCAGAAGUUGACUGACCCGUUCUCAUGCCCUGAAGGCAGCCACAUCCUCCAAGCCAGUCUCUGCAAAUUACACCUCCCAGAGGGAACUGAAGGUUUCUUCAGCAUCGAUAACGAAGACCAUGAAGCCGUCUCCGUCGACGUGAAACUGCUUCCCAGAAAACUCCGAUUUUUCUGCGAUUCCAACAAAAACCAGCUCCAACUGGGAGAGUCUGGUAAACCACCCUGACGAAACCCGCUUCAUGUUCAAGAUCCACUUUCCCAUUCCUGGAUUUACAAAGCAAGAUAAAGCUGGUAGUAAAAGACAAGGAUUAAAAUAAAAAGAGAGAUGUGUUUACCAUCGCUAUCAUGCCAUUCCCAUGACCAACGUCGCCCAUUAACUCUUAUUCCACUGGAUGCUAUUUGUCUGGAGGUCUCCUCGAUAAGAUCGGACAGUGUUCUAUACACCAUGACUGCCAUUCCUUCCCCGGAAACAUGAAGAUCUCCAGCCCAUCCGGUUGGAAAACCAAACAGAUGCUGGGAUUUGAGAUCCAUAACUCAGAUUGAUCAGUGGUGCGAUGGAGGCCGUGUAUUUACCUCCUCCUCCUCCUCACAAAACCCCUCUGCUGCAGUGUCCAUGCACAACAUGAGUUUCCAUUUUACAUCACAGCCACACAACACCCUGACACACACUUUGUAAUCUAGAACAAAGCUUUUUGAAAAGCAGUCACUAAGUGGCUUCUGCAGACACAUGAGCGUGAGUUUGUAUAUUAACGAUCCAAAAUCAAUCACGUGAUCAAUGAGCACUCGGUCGGUUUUUGGUGGUUUCGGCCUUGUCUGGCUGAGGCCGGACACAGAUGGGCAAGAGGCCAUUCUAGACCUUUGACCUCCCGACCGAGCAAGGGACGCCGCCCACUUAGCACAAAGAAAGUUCAUGUGAAUCAAACAAGAAUGACACAUUGCAGUGAUGUCACAUGUAUAAUGUGCAGGAAGGAACAAGAGAUGGUGGUUUACCCUGCAGGGAGAUACAAAGUGCUGGAGUAACUCAGCGGGACAGGCAGCAUCUCUGGAGAGAAGGAAUGGGUCACCCCUUCCUUCCCUCCAUGUAUAAAUUAAUCUGCAGCUAAACCUCCAGUGUUACAAGAGCAAAACCUGGGUUUAAAAUGUAACAUGGGUCAUUUUAUCUGUGGCAUCGUAUUAUUGAUAGUGGUUUAAAUGCUUUGCAGCUGAUUAUUUGUCAAAUUUAAUAAAUAAAACGGCUGAUUUAUUAA
Leucoraja erinaceus (little skate) is the source of this 2341-nucleotide messenger RNA. It is a transcript of the gene agk, whose product is annotated as acylglycerol kinase. The transcript is spliced from 15 exons. Gene Ontology annotation, cellular component: mitochondrion; TIM22 mitochondrial import inner membrane insertion complex. The record is from RefSeq and is a predicted model, not a curated record. The coding region runs from base 49 to 1320 and encodes 423 amino acids. Lineage: Eukaryota; Metazoa; Chordata; Chondrichthyes; Rajiformes; Rajidae. Gene Ontology annotation, biological process: ceramide biosynthetic process; protein insertion into mitochondrial inner membrane. Gene Ontology annotation, molecular function: ceramide kinase activity; acylglycerol kinase activity; ATP-dependent diacylglycerol kinase activity.